Molecule: messenger RNA, 780 nt
Organism: Echinococcus granulosus
Lineage: Eukaryota; Metazoa; Platyhelminthes; Cestoda; Cyclophyllidea; Taeniidae
Exons: 1
Coding region: 1-780 (259 amino acids)
Source: RefSeq, a predicted model, not a curated record
AUGAACCAAAACCUCAACCAGAUCUCGCGUCAGAUGCCCUUCGGGCACACAGACUAUGUGCCACCAGAUGAGACGCGCAACUUCAAGGCCUUGAUCCCCCUCGCUGAUGAAAUUAAGGAUCGACUCGACACAAAACCCAGUAUCGUGUUGAAAGUUGACUCCGAACAAUAUCCUCCAGAGUUAGUGACCCGAUAUGAGACCGAGAUAAGGGAGAACCCCCUGCCCGCACUCGAUUACCACAAGUUGCUCUGGGGCAGGCGCACGUCGAAGUACCUUGAACUCAGCUCUGUGUACAACGGCUCCCUUAGCCCCUUCAGCAAUCCCAACAAGCAGCGCCGAUCUCUAGGCACAGUGCAGCCUCGCCGCGAGAGCCAGGAGCUCAACCUCCCUGGGUUGGAGUCCCACUAUCGAGGCAAAGCUGCAAAGCCCUUCCAGGUUGACCAAACCGCCUGUCAUCUAUUUGACCAGCCCAUUACGCUAUCCCAUGCCAAGAAAUUGAAACUACGACUGGGGAACGAGACGGUGACGCUCAAUGAUCCCGUCUUCAUGGGGUCGCUUUGCAAUCAAAUUCGCAAAGAGAUAGAAAACAACGAAGAGGAGCUGUCAAGGCGUCGUGAGGCAGAGGAGGUGAUGAGAUCUGCGGCCGCGAAGAAGAAGAGUCGAUAUGCUGUGGACGAGUACUUCGAGGCGAUGCACCUGCCGGAUUUGUGUGAUCAGAAGCCUUGGCUAUGGACGUGCAGGAAAAACAAUCGUAUUACAGCCGAAUGUGAACCAGAGUAG